This is a messenger RNA of Trichophyton rubrum CBS 118892, 3171 nucleotides long. RefSeq lists its product as uncharacterized. Gene Ontology annotation, cellular component: fungal-type vacuole membrane. The record is from RefSeq and is a predicted model, not a curated record. The transcript has a single exon. Bases 2032 to 2631 code for a protein of 199 amino acids. Lineage: Eukaryota; Fungi; Ascomycota; Eurotiomycetes; Onygenales; Arthrodermataceae. Gene Ontology annotation, biological process: transmembrane transport. Gene Ontology annotation, molecular function: transmembrane transporter activity.
UGAGCCGCCCGUUUGCGCGUCCCGACAGAGCUGCGAAGACGCCUAGUCGUCCUAAUUGCUGUCGUGUCUGCAAAAUCAACUGGUUGCCUGCCUUGACGAGCUCCUUAAUUUUUUUCGAUUUCUUGAUACCAUCCAACACGGCCAACUCAUGACGCCGAUGACGACAUGUCUAUCUCCUGGAAAUUAAAAGCCUCCCCAGUCAAGCUUUACCAAAUCGGCCCUCCUAAUCGAGAGAUCUACCCUGGUAUAUACUCAACCCUGAUCAUAGUGGGGAAAAGGAGGGAGGUGACUCCUCCCUCCUGUUUCUCAUAUUGGUUUUGCGACCCAUGGGAUUGGACAUCAAAUUGUAUAAUUCCCUGGGGUAAUGCUACUUAGUGAUAUGUUUCUACAUAUAUACUAGGGCUUACUACUCACCCUCUUGGAUAAACAUAAGUUUAUCAUCCCCAGCUCAUCUUGUCUGAUCUAGGCUAAUCUAGACUGAUAAUGAAUAGCUACUUGCUAAGUUACUGCUGAGCCCAAUUCUCCAUUUCUUAGCACUCUCUUCUUGUUUGUUUGCUCCAAGGACAUAUUGCUUCUUUAAUAGGGGAGUACUAUCCGUUUGGUCCUAGAUAUGAGAGCUAUUUCAACGGUACUUUCAAUAUUUACUACUUGUGCUUAGCAAGCAGUAUCUAUUAUGAUAAUUAACUUCAAAUAACUGUACUUUUUUCUUUAUUAUGCGCUCCCUGUGCCAUCAAGGUGCAUGGAAGGCCAGGUUAUUGUUAUCUUUCACUAUACAUAACCCCUUUCUUAAUUGAAUUUUAGACGGAUAUUACCGAGCUACCUAUUCUAUGAUAUAUUUAGUGAAGCGGGCGCUUUCCAUUGUCUUUCUAGCAUAAAUGCUCUGAAAUCUCAAGUUCUUUCUUGAACUUCUACUUCUUUUCUUGACUACCCACAGCCUCUAUCCUGCCAUCCCCUUUCUUAGAUCUUUCUAAAUCUCAUAUGUUUCAAAUUUACACCUGUCACAAAUUCUAUUUUUGAUUAUUCUCCUCUUACAUUCUGCUCAGCCUUUGAGCUUUCUUCAGGUUCAACAAGAUGUCCGUAAAUCUGGAUACAGGCCAUAUGAAAGGGCGCUUGGAAAGUGACCCUGAAAAGGCCAGCCCCAUAAGCGAAACAAGCCCAUGGAAUGACCUCGAGAAUGACUACCCAGAAGGGGGGAGGACCGCCUGGCUAACCGUUGCCGGUGCAUCUGCCACGCUGUUUGUAUCCUUCGGCUGGGUUAACUGCGUUGGAAUAUUCCAAAACUACUAUCAUACUCACCAGCUGAAAGCAUACACUGAAUCAGAAGUGGCAUGGAUCUCUUCUCUCCAAGGUCAGUUACCCUCAAAUACCUUAUUUUGGAAGUCUAACCCCUGUUAACUUGAACCCAGUCUUCUUCAUGUUGUUCUGCGGUCCAUUUUUUGGCAGGAUCUUUGACAACUUCGGCCAUUCUUAUUUAGUUAUGGUUGGGACUGCUCUCCACGUUGGCGGCCUUUCUAUUGCAAGUUUCAUGGAUACCUAUUACGGCUUGUUGCUUAGCCAAGCUGUUUGUUCAGCUUUGGGGGCAUCGAUGGUGUUCUACCCUUCUGUCGCUUGUGUAGGUCCUAUAUAUAUAUUUUACACUCUCCCUAUAACCAAGCUACCCUCUGCUCUAACCCUAGGUUCUUCGCUUUAGGUAUCAACUUGGUUCUAUAAACGACGAGCUGCCGCAUUAGGCCCCGUUGUUGCAGGGUCUUCUCUCGGAGGUGUAAUAUUUCCUAUAAUGGUCAUCCACCUGAUUCCUAAAUGGGGUUUCAAUUGGACCAUGCGUGCCUGUGCAUUACUUAUUCUAUGCUUGCUUCUAUUCACCAACUUCACACUCAAGUCCCGUUUACCACCAUCCAAACGACGCUGGCAUAUUUCUGAAAUGACUCGACCGAUGAAAGAACCCGCCUUUAUAGCGCUCGCAGCAGCAGUCUUCUUCUAUUACUGUGAGCUUGACUAUUCUAUCCCAUUUCUACUCUUUUAUUAGCUAACAUGCAUUUAGGGGGCAUGUUUCUCCCUGUAACUUAUAUCGUUGUCGCCGCUCGCAAAAACGGAAUGUCACAAUAUAUGGCCAACUACAUGGUUCCAAUCCUCAACGCUGCGAGGUACGAAUUCACAUUCUAUCCUGCUGGUCAUAUGAAUACCACUAACCUGCAUGGCUACAGUAUCCUUGGCCGUACAGCACCCAACGUCAUCGCUGACAAGGUUGGUAGAUUUAAUGUUAUGAUAGUCAUGUGCAGUAUAACUUCACUUCUUAUCCUCGGCCUUUGGAUGAACGCAUCGAACAACUUAGCCAUGAUCCUCUUUGCAGUUUUCUUUGGAAUUUCAUCUGGCUCAGGUGUCGGUCUCACCCCUGCCCUCGUGGCCCAAGUGUCUCCCAUGAAAGAGAUAGGCACUCGUACGGGACUGAUUUUUGCAAUCGGAUCAUUGGCUGGACUCAGCGGAUCACCUAUCGGAGGCCAAAUUAUUGAAGCAAGCAGUGGGUCUCUGCGCUAUAUGAUGGUAUUUGCUGGAGCGAACUGCAUCAUUGGCACUCUAUUCUUCGUCGUUGCUAGACUCAGCUUGGGUGGUAUGAAGAUAGCCAACGUCUAAAUGCAACCUAAAAGAUAAAAACGGGUGAUAAGCAAGAAAUAGCGAUAGCUGGAGAUAGGGGCAGAGAUGGUUGAAAUUCCCCGCUGCAGAGGUUGCGAGGAGAUAAUGAUUUGGAUGACCAGAAAAUUUCUUUGGGUUUGGAAAAUGGACGAUGGGAAAGGGCCAAUAUUGGAAAUUGAUCUAGCCAUGGAAGAUAAAGGGUUUAUGAGAAUUGAUAGCUAUCUAGGUAAUUGCCUAAUUAGAGGACAGAAGGAGAUUCGAGGAGAAUUAAAUUCAAUUAUGAGCGACGAGAUAAAGAAAGAACUAGCUAAGAAAAAGUUCGAUUGCGACUACCUGUAGAUAGUGGAGUAUUCCUUCCACAAGCAAAUGCUACACACAUGGUAAACAAUAACAAACGCCAUUCCACAACGCCAAUCCCAAACGCCAUGCUUGCAUAUCAAUCACCACUCCGCGCGGUGGGUAUCACAAACAGAUUCAACAGAUCUAGACUCAUCGAAGGCCAGGUAUAUUUUUCUUUCUAUUGAGUUGCGUAAUUGGAAA